CCCCGAAUGGCGCAACACACUUCACUUGUUACCCGAUCACUGGGAGCAGGGAGAAACUAGCAGAAACACCAGGAGUGAGAAAAAGAGAGAGGGAAAGAGGGAGGAGGAGAAGGAGAGACUUGAGAAGGUCACUGCUCCCUGCUGUGUUGGGAAUACAAAGCUCUUCUUCCCUUUUCUUAUCACUCGUUCCUCUCCAGAGGGGAAAAGAAACCCUUCUGAGUUUCCAACUCAUCCUCCUCUUCUUCUAUGCUUUUUUUCUUUCCCUUCCUCAUUAUCGUAUCUCGGUACUUUCUAGAAAGUCUUAUCUUCGUCUUUUUCUCUGUCUCUAUUUCCGUCCUCAGCGUGUGUUGGUAUGACUUUCCUUGCAGCUCUGUUCUCUAUACCCGUCGUCAUUGUCACUAUCUGUCGCAAUUAGCUAGCGAGAGGCAGGCACCAGGGGGCUGUGCCACCCGCCUUCCUGCGCGGGGUGGGUUGCAGGAACAGCUGCGUCCCAUCACUAUAACACGCUCCCCGCAGACUUAGAGAGAUUGACUAAUGCAAUUUAGCCCUUUACUUGUAUUACCUUUCAGAGGGGGGAGAGCGGAGAAGGAUGCACACACACACACAUCCACACACACAAUACACACACACACACAGGAGGGGGGGACGCCCAGGGAAGAAGUAAUUUCCUUAAGAGGUGUGGGGAGAGGAGGACGGAGCAAUCUGAUUGGCCUUCAGAUUAGCGUGGCGGCAGGGGGAGGUCAGAGGUUAAUCUGCUCAUUCGACCGUGUCCGCUGCAAGGAGGAAGUACCAGUCAUCCCUUCAUCUCGCUCUCAAUCUGUCCCUCUCACCUCUCCCUCUCUUUUUAAUUCCGACUUACUCUUUGAAAUGCCCUCUAGAAUCCUGUCCCUCUCCACAUAGCAGCAGCAACAGUGUCAUUUAAUAAUCCAAGAUCAAGCUCUCCAUUUCAAAUCAUAGCUAUACUUUUUCAUUUGAUGUAAUCAUUAAUAUAAUGAUUAUGAAAAAAAUGAUGGCUAAAAAGCUUAAAGGGCCCACCUCAGAGGAAGUUUCCGCACCUAUUUCGAGUAAUUCCUGUCCUAGAAAGAAAAUCCUUGUUUAGGCUCCACCUCGACGACUGACGCAGGCUGCUAAUACAUAUUCAGGAAUUGGGGGUGGGAACGUUGUGGUGAUUUCCAGGUGUAGCAGAGAAAUAACAACAAAUAGGCCACUGACUGACAGCUGUCAGUGUAAUUAGCUAGCAUGCUAAGCUAACCUUAGCCAGCUAAUGAAAGUUGUGAAAAAGUCUACUGGUGUGGGAGUUUAACCCUUUCUUAUUUUUCACUUUUCACACUAUUGUGUUGAUUGCUGACCUCGGCCAUACUCUACCAGAUCAGAUAUCAUCUUGUUCACCUUUCUAGCCUGGUUCCAGUAACUAUGGUGAAGGGCUUGGCUCUAGCCUGUCCUAGCCAACCUUCCAGGGGCCUGAUUCCUACCUCUCUGACUGUCCUUCACACUGAACUGAACACCACAUUACUUCCCACCCCAGUGCCUCUAGUAAAAGUCACCUCUGACACAUUAUCCUCCAAUUAAAAGGUCUCUCCACUGCCACACCGCCCCUCGUUGUGCCCGAACAUCACAAGGUUGUCACUACACUCUCCAACGCUCUGUUGCCUUCUGUAUGGGACAAGGGACCAGGAAUACCCAGGACAAAGUGCUCAGAAUAAGGCCCUGACAUUGAAAAGGGAUGACGCAGUCUCUGAGUUAGACUGACAUUACCACUGCUAGUUGGUUGGUUGCAGCUUCACAAGGAAGAGGGGAAGUGAUUUUAAUUUUAAAAGGGAGGAAUAAGUGCUUGGGUCACACUUGUGAUUCCCAGCCCUCGGUGCCGUGUAGCUUUUUUUGGUAGCAUUACACAUCUUGAAGCCUCCGUCUUCAAUGGUGAAGCCUCCUCUUCUACUAUCGGAGCGCUCCAGCUUAUUACUAUUGACUGACUUCCUUCCAGAACACUAGCGUGGCCUCUAAGAGAAGGAGCAACGGCAGCGAACUGUGAAUAGCUGUUUGAGGCGUACGGCUUUUUCCGGCUUUCUCGCCCAGCGACUGCCAGCACACUGAUAAGAGUAUUAAAGCUGUUUUUUGGUUGCCGCAUGAUUGCGGCUAAUAGCCACUCUAGGAAGAAAAAGGAAGGAGUGGAAGGGUUGAAUUUGAAUGGGGUUUAAUAGGAGAAGAUGGUGAGGCAAAGUUUGGGGAAUCAACCAUCUUCCCUUUCCUUCACUGCUCUAUCAUAAACAAACAAUUCAAAUGGGAAUCAAAUCCAAUGAAGGAAUUGUUUAAUAAUGAAAGAAUCAUUUAAUGGGCUGACCUGAGAUCUCUUAUAUUCUUCAUUUUCUAAGUCUUGGAGAAAGAGAUGUGGAAAGAGCGAUAGAGAGAGAGAGAUGCAGCUCUUGGAAGAUGAGGCAAGCAGCAACCUUAUCUAUCGCAGACACUGUUAUUGAUUAUGGGAUUUCAUUUGCAGCACAUGCCACAUGAAAAUACGUUUUUUGAAGGGUUAGAGUUUUGUCUUUGGGUUUCCUCUGUAUCAAAGUUUGUUUAGAACCAAAGCACAUCGUCUGUUUGAUGUUUGUGAAACUUAGAAAUAUCUUUGAAGGUGUAUGCAAUCAUUUUCAGCAUGUCAUGAUGGUUGUUACUGUAUGUCUCUCUUUCUCUCUCCCCCUUCUACCUCUCUCCCUUCCUCCCCCUUCUCCCUCUCCCUCCUCCCUCUCACCCACUGUCCCUCUCCUCUCUCUCUCUCUCGCUCCCUCUUUCUACCCUCCUUCUCCCCCCCUCUCCCUCUCACCCUCCACCUCCUCCCCCUCUCUCUCUCUCCCUCUCUCCCAGUCUUUAAGAAUCCGGUUUGUAAGGUCUACAAGUUCCAGACGGUGGAUAGUAAAUGGAUGCUGGUGAGAGAACAGAUGGAGGAGUGUACUCUGUCCUUCAGCAUCCCCAGACAGCUCCUCCACCUCUACAUCCAGGAAGACAUGAGGAGGAUACAGGAGCUGAGGGACCUUGGGGAACUGUCUCCCCACUGGGACAACCUGAGGAAGGAGGUGAUUGGCCGUUAUGGACAGGUCAUAGCUGCCUACCAGGAGACCCUGGCUGAGCUGAAUAAGAUCACUGGUCCGUCGUUCAAGCCGAGCUGCAGCAAGGCCCAGAGGUAUCUAGAGUUCAUCCCUAUCAACCUGCACACCCAGAGGAUGAGGGUGACGUGUCCUAGACAAACAGAUGCAUUCUAUGACGUGAUCACGGUGGGGGCUCCAGCGGCCCACUUCCAGGGCUUUAAGGGCGGAGGGCUACAGCGGCUACUGAGCAGACAUGAGGCAGAGAAGAAGAGUUUCAGCACAGCAUACCAGUGCAUCUACUACUCCCCAGAGCACACAGCCAAGGCCCAGGAGGUGUUGCACAGUGUGGGCCAUCUCCAACCUCUCAUCUCGGGCCUGGCAGACCAGCUGCUCCAGGCCGCCCAGCAGCACUCCAUGGCUGGGCUGAGGGAGGCACUCAAGACCCUGGCUGGAAAGACGGAGCAGUUUGUGCACGCGCUCAAAGACGAGCUGGUGAAGAGCGCCUUGCUGGCCCUCCACGCUGCACAGCCCGGCUACGUGACGAAGAACCAGAACCAGACCCUGCCAGGCCACCAGGGUCACAGCCACCAGGACCACCAGAGUCCCAGCCAGAGGGGUCAACAAGGCCAGAGUCCACCCCAGAACCCAGGCCACAGUCCUGGGCAGCCAUCGGCUACAGACAACCCUGUGGUGGUGUGUAAUAAUGUGGAUGGUGGCUCCCAGACGGCUCCCAUCAGAGAAGACGGGCAGGCACCUCUGAAGCGCCAGGACUCCAUACCGUGCCAUAAGGAGUACGACGAGGAGGAAUGGGACAGGGUGUGGGCCGACGUGGCGAAGAGCCUCAACUGUGUCAUCGCCAUGGUGGACAAGCUCCAGGAGCAGGAACCAAUCAACAACAACCAGGAACAACCAAUCCCUAAGCAGGUCCUGGCUGAUGUCAUCACCUCCCACAACCCUGAAGGGGAUUGGCGGGAGCAGCUCUGCCCCCUGGUGGUGAGGUUGAAGGAGUGCGUCGCGGAGGUGGUGGUGCGGGCCAGGAGGGCCAUGACCUUCGUCCUGCUGCAGGAGGCGGCCUGCAGCAUCCCCCAGGGACUGUUCCUCAAGCAGAGGAGGGAUGUGGUCUUCAGUCAGGCGCUAGCUGCGUUGGCGUGUGGUUUCGUCAUGAGGCUGUACGCGGGGAUGGAGGAUAAGGGCUUCCUCAGGCAGCUCCACCUAGUGGGCCUGGUGGCACAGUUCGAAAGCCUGCUAAGCACCUACAGUGAGGAGAUUGGCAUGCUGGAGGACAUGGAGGUGGGCAUCUCAGACCUGCACCGGGUGGCCUUCAAGAUCACCCAGGCCAAGACAGACGACCCCUGUGACCUGCAACCUGUAGUCAUCGGCAGGCGCAACCAUUAUACUGUAGAAGUGCCAUUACCGCGGCUGGUCUUCCAGACGUUACCCCAUGAGAUCAAAGAGGGCAAGGCGUUGCAGGUUUACCCGGUGCUCUUCAACGUGGGAAUCAAUGAACAGCAGACAAUAGCAGACAGAUUCGGAGACAUCUCUUUGCAAGAGAGGAUAAACCAGAGGAACUUUGAGAUUUUAGACAGUUAUUACAAAUCACUAAGCGAUAAGGUGCCAUCAGAAUGUCUGCCAUGUUUUCAAACCCAGACGGACCUGAAAGAUUUACUUGGAACCCUGGGCCAGAAUGUAGUGACGAAGAAGAGAAAGAAUGUGGAGAUACUGUGGCUCGCUGGAACGAUCUGCCGACGGCUGAACGGGAUCAGGUUCACCAGCUGUAAAAGUGCCAAAGACAGGACGUCGAUGUCUGUAACCCUAGAGCAGUGUGCCCUGCUGAGAGACGAGCACCAGCUCAACAAGGAUUACUUCAUACGAGCCCUGGACUGCAUGCGGAGUCGGCUCACCCAGGGAGAAGUAGUGUGUCAGUGGGAUUCGGACCCCGAGGCGGCGUGCUCUGUAGCGGAGAACAAGCCGGCCUCGCGACACUUCUACCCCAUCGCCCUACUGCUCGUCAGCUCACACCUGCUGGUCGUGUGGUUAAUUUUAAGUCUUGUUUUUCUGCUUGCAAAAUAUCAAUAAAGUUGCUGACGAUGCCAUGUACUAAC
Molecule: messenger RNA, 5176 nt
Organism: Salvelinus namaycush (lake trout)
Lineage: Eukaryota; Metazoa; Chordata; Actinopteri; Salmoniformes; Salmonidae
Product: type II inositol 3,4-bisphosphate 4-phosphatase-like
Exons: 16
Coding region: 2628-5150 (840 amino acids)
Cellular component (GO): cytoplasm
Molecular function (GO): phosphatidylinositol-3,4-bisphosphate 4-phosphatase activity
Source: RefSeq, a predicted model, not a curated record